GGACUGCUGAUACAAGAUGUCCACCAUUAGAGCAUUGACCACUGAGGAACAAGAGAAGCUUAUCGAUUUGAGCUUGGAAGCCCGCGAUAACUCUUACUCCCCUUACUCUAAAUUUCGGGUCGGUGCUGCCCUUUUGACUGAGGAUGGCGUCUGGAUCAAAGGUUGCAACGUAGAGAAUGCUUCUUAUGGCGCUGCUAUCUGUGCUGAGAGAACAGCAUAUGUGAAAGCAUUGAGCGAAGGUCACAGCAAGUUCAUUGCCUUGGGCGUUUCUACCGAUCAAGUAGUACCUGUUUCCCCCUGCGGUAUAUGUCGCCAAUUCAUCUCAGAAUUUGGUCCUAAAGAUCUUCCCGUUUACAUGAUCACCCCCAACCGAGAAUACAAGCUUGUUACAUUGAACGAUUUGUUGCCCCACUCUUUCAGCCGUGAAGAGGCUGGAAAGUUCUUACUUUAAGAUAUACCGGUUACAUAACAUAAGCUAGCCUCAUAUCCAAACACAACAUACUUUGUAAUUUGCCUUGCAAACAUAUGUUGCAACUUAGAUUACAGUGCUGUAGCACUUGUCAGCAUGAUGAGAAUAAAAAGUUUCAAAGCAUGAUCAUGUUGAUGCAUAACAGGGAAAUA
Messenger RNA from Umbelopsis ramanniana AG, 621 nucleotides. RefSeq lists its product as uncharacterized. NCBI's taxonomy places the organism in Eukaryota, Fungi, Mucoromycota, Umbelopsidomycetes, Umbelopsidales, Umbelopsidaceae. Gene Ontology annotation, cellular component: cytosol. The record is from RefSeq and is a predicted model, not a curated record. Gene Ontology annotation, molecular function: zinc ion binding; cytidine deaminase activity. Bases 17 to 451 code for a protein of 144 amino acids. The transcript has 6 exons.